UUUAAAAUAAAAUUUAUGGCCAGUCAAUCAUCAGGAACGGGAAAUCCUCCUCCAUUACCUCAAAAUGUUAAUUUAUUUCCCCCACCUCCAAUAUUUGCAGAAUGUUAUACAAGUGAAAAUAUUUCAAAAGGAUUAGUAUUACCACCUCCACCAGUUCCAACAAAAUUUGAAGUUUUUGGAGAAACUUUUGAUUUGGAAGGAGCUUUAUUGCCUUCAUUAACUGAUACAGGAUGUCAACAACUUUAUUCUGCUAGUGGAAAUUGGCGUUCAGAAUUACUUAAAUUAAAUAGAAGUUUAAUUGCUGCUUUUUUGGAUUUGAUAGAAAUUUUAAUUAAAUGUCCGGAUAAUGAAGAAAGAAUUGAAAAAAUAGAAACAAUUCGAACACUUUUUAUAAAUAUACAUCAUUUAAUUAAUGAAUAUAGACCUGUACAGGCUAGGGAUACUUUGAGACAAUUAAUUAAACAUCAAAAUUUGGAAAUUACUCGAGUUACAGAAAAACUCAAUAAAUACACAGAGACUGGAACUGCAGCACUUGAAACACUUAAUAAUGCUUUACGUAAUUUUACUUUCGAUGAAACAAUUCCAAAACCUCCUCCUAAUUGUUUUGAAGAGAAUGAAGCAAUGGAAAUUGGCAAUGGGAAAAUAAUUUCUCCAAUCGUUCAAACAACACAAUUACCUUUACCAAAGCCAGUUGAAUUGUUAACAGGUGUUCGUUUAAUGAGACGUGACAUUGGAGGUGCUCCUCAAAUUCUUAGCAAAUUUCAAUUUUUUUGA
This is a messenger RNA of Meloidogyne enterolobii, 774 nucleotides long. The record is from the annotation of a GenBank genome assembly. Lineage: Eukaryota; Metazoa; Nematoda; Chromadorea; Rhabditida; Meloidogynidae.